Branchiostoma belcheri (Belcher's lancelet) is the source of this 3345-nucleotide messenger RNA. Its product is annotated as flap endonuclease GEN homolog 1-like. The transcript is spliced from 12 exons. The record is from RefSeq and is a predicted model, not a curated record. Gene Ontology annotation, molecular function: 5'-flap endonuclease activity; four-way junction DNA binding. Bases 85 to 3345 code for a protein of 1086 amino acids. NCBI's taxonomy places the organism in Eukaryota, Metazoa, Chordata, Leptocardii, Amphioxiformes, Branchiostomatidae.
AAAGGUGCGCACUGCAUGCUGGGUUUCCGGGAAUUUUGAUUUCGUCCCGUCUACUACUGUAGGAGGUAAACAACUUUAGGAGCCAUGGGGGUUCAGCAGCUUUGGACGAUCCUUGCCCCCGUGAAGACCCACUGCCCGCUGGAGGCCCUACAAGGGCAGACCCUGGCGGUGGACCUGAGUAUGUGGGUGUGUGAGGCCACUGCCAUGAAGGCUAUGACUGGUGUGGUCACCAGGCCGCAUCUCAGGAACCUUUUCUUCCGAGUGUCUCAUCUGACCAGAAUGGGCGUCAGCUUGAUAUUUGUGGUGGACGGUGAUCCUCCAGAGCUGAAGUAUGAAACCAUGAUGAAACGCAGCCAGGAUCGGUUUGGGGGCAGCAGGGCCGGUACAGACGGACAGAGGAAAGGCCUGGGAAAACCAAAGAAAUUGAAGAGAUCUCACUUCAAGGCUGUACUGAAAGAGUGUCUCCUCCUGCUGGAUGGACUGGGAAUCCCCCAUGUGCAGAGCAAAGGAGAGGCCGAGGCCUUCUGUGCACUACUGAACAGGGAGAAUUUGGUGGAUGGAUGUCUGACUGAUGACGGGGAUGCCUUCCUGUACGGUGCCAGGACUGUCUACAGGAACCUCACCUUGGACAAAAAGGAUCCUCAUGUUGACUGUUACAAGAUGACAGACAUAGAGGAAAAGCUCCUGUUGGAUCGUAACAAGUUGGUAGGCCUGGCCCUGCUGUUGGGCUGUGACUACUGUCCCAAAGGGGUGCCUGGUGUGGGCAAAGAACUCGCUGUGAAAGUCAUGACUGCUCUUGGCGCCUGUAACGUACUGGAGCGAUUUAAAGUGUGGAGAUCUGAAGCAUCUGAUCAUACAGACGCUCAGUGUGGGAUGACCAGUCAGCUAAAGGGAAGCCAGAAGAGGGCCAGGAACACUUCUAUUGAAGUUACUGUGAUGAGAAAAGCACUGACAAAUCCAGCUUUUCCUGAUACAAAAAUUAUCAACGAGUUCCUGGUCACAAAAGACACCUGUCCCUCCCUAAAGUUGGAAUGGAAGAGGCCAAGGAUGCCUGUAUUGCAGGAUCUGAACCUGAGGUUACUGGAGUGGCCUGAAGAGUACACCCUGGAGAAAGUCCUGCCUCUCGUCACCUACUGGGAGAUGUGUCACAAACAGAGUCCUGAUCAGAAGGAGAACAGACUGUCACUGUCACCUCACAGUGUGGUGAAAACCCGCACACGUAACGGCGUACCCUGUCUGGAGGUGCAGUGGUACAAGCCUGACGACGUUAUCACAGAAGGGAGUUAUGUUACAACCAUAGAACCAGAAGAUCUCUUCUCAUCAGCCUUCCCACAGCUUGUACAGGAGUUCAGGGAGAGGAAAGCUCUCAAACAAAGCAGGAAGAAAGGAGCAAAAUCAAAGGCCAAACAGAAGUGCACUGAUGAGAUGACAGAUACAGACUCUCAACAGCAGGGUGACACACAAGAAGAAGAACAAGCAAAAAGGCCUGCUGCACCCUGUGUACUCGAUAACAGUCUAGCUCUUGACUUCUCAAAGUUAUCGCUAGACAAAUGUGAUAGUAAUACAUUGUCACUAGACCAGGGAGAGUCUGCUAAAUCAACUACAAGAGGCUGCAAGGAGAAGGCUUUGCCUGGUAAACUGAAUGAGGAUGCAGUUGUUACAUCACAGUUUGCUGUGUCUUCUGAAAAAGUUCCACAUUCUCACCCACCUGUCUUCAGCCAAACAGACCCAAAUUUCUCCCUGGGGAUAAAUGAUUUUUCCUUUAUGUCGAACACAGAUGGAGAUACUAGUUUCACUACUAACACACCUCAGUCAAGUAACACAACUAAACACGGCAAAAUAUCAAUGAUGGGUCCAGAUCUGAACGCGCAAAACGACAUGGAGUCUCCGGCCUCAACACUUGUGAUGUUGCCUCUCAUGGAGAGGUUAAAGUUGAGAGGAAAGAGGAGGGAGCCUAGGGUAGAGGAAAGAUCAUCCUUCAAGGAUGUGCUUCAGCCUAUGACUCUAAACACAGAUCAUACAGCUGCAUCCAAAGAGACAUCAAACCAGGACGGGCGCAAGAAGCUCGCACAGAAUGACAGGACAGGUGGGCCAAUUGUAAAACCCCAAGGAAGUUUAGAACAAGUUUUUAGAGAUGAGCAUUCGGUUGAGACUAUAACUGUUCCAGUGCUGAACAAGGCCACAAGUGGCCCUCUUGAAUUCCCACUGCCUGUUGCAGGCAAAACCAAGCAAGUGAAGGAGAAAAGGCUUCACUCAAGCAAGACUACCACAGAUAAUGUUAGGAAGAAGCAGUCGGUUGAGACUGAAAUUGUUCCAGAGCUAAACAAGGCCACAGGCUGCCCUGUUGAACUGCCACAGCCUGUUUCAGGCAAAACCAAGCAAGUGAAGGGGGAAGGGCUUCACUCAAGCAAGACUACAGCAGAUAAUGAUAGAAAGAAGCAGUCGGUUGAGACUGACAUCACUCCAGUGCUGAACAAGGCCACAAAUGGCCCUGUUGAAUUCCCACAGCCUGUUGUAGGAAAAACCAAGCAGGUGAAGGGAAAAGGGCUUCACUCAAGCAAGGCUACAGCAAAUAAUGUUGGAAAAAAGCAGUUGGUUGAGACUGAGAUCGCUCCAGUGCUAAAUAAGGCCACAAGUGGCCCUGUUGAAUUCCCACAGCCUGUUGUGGGAAAAACCAAGCAAGUGAAGGGGGAAGGGUUUCACUCAAGCAAGACUACAGAAGACAAUGUUAGAAAGAAGCAGUCGGUUGAGACUGAAAUCACUCCAGUGCUAAACAAGGCCACAAAUGGACCUGUUGAAUUCCCACAGCCUGUUGCAGGCAAAACCAAGCAAGUGAUGGGAGGAGGGCUUCAUCCAAGCAAGACUACAGCAGACAAUGUAAGAAAGAAGCAGUCUGUUGAGACUGAAAUCGCUCCAGUGCGAAACAAGGCCACAAGUGGGUUUGUUGAACUGCCACAGCCUGUUAAUGCAGGCAAAGCCAAGCAGAUGAAGGGAGGAGGGCUUCACUCAAGCAAGACUACAGCAGACAACGAUAGAAAGAAGACACUACAAGCUGGUAAUGACUCAGACUCUUUGCAAUCGAGAAAGGCUCCAAUGCCUAGGCCAGUUUCCAUCCAGGAUAGCUGCGUUACAAAAGCAUCUGUAUUUGAUGAUACCAGAGAUGUAUCGGCAGCUUGUGCACCAAGUGUUGUUGCUGAAGUCAGACCUGCAUCUCCUUGUAGCUCCAAAGUGAUGGAGGAUGUAGACAGUCCUGUGGUCACCAGGAUGUCUCUUGUGGAGCGGCUGAAACUCCGCGUAGGACACUCCAAGGGAAAAGCCCUGGACGCCAUGCAGGGAAAACACUGA